Messenger RNA from Oncorhynchus masou masou (cherry salmon), 4094 nucleotides. RefSeq names its product neuropilin-2-like. Bases 24 to 398 code for a protein of 124 amino acids. The record is from RefSeq and is a predicted model, not a curated record. NCBI's taxonomy places the organism in Eukaryota, Metazoa, Chordata, Actinopteri, Salmoniformes, Salmonidae. The transcript has 3 exons.
CCUUCGCUGCAUUCCCUCCAGACAUGACUGAUUGGAGACCUAUUGACUUUGGAAAUAAACCACUUUUCAACGGCAGGGAACGUGUGAACGGAGGUUUCCCGUUCCCAGAGUGGAGUACCCCUGGCCCGUCCAUGGACCCCUCUGUGACACGUGUCUCUGAGAAGGACAACUCGUGGCUCUACACCCUGGAUCCUAUCCUGGUCACCAUCAUCGUCAUGUCUUCCCUGGGCGUACUGCUGGGGGCGGUGUGUGGUGGCCUGCUGCUCUACUGCACCUGCUACUACAGCGGCCUGUCGUCACGGAGCUCCACCACAUUGGAGAACUACAACUUUGAGCUGUACGACGGAAUCAAACACAAGGUGAAGAUCAACCAGCAACGCUGCUGCUCCGAGGCCUAGGACGCUUUCCUCCACCGGAAGGCCUUCUCCUACAAACCCUUGGGCUGUUCCAACCCAAAGAAUUAAUGCUUGAUGACACCGACAUACAGACAGAUACACCCGCUAGACCCUACCCCCCACCCCUCGGGGGUCUCUUCUCUGCCUGCAGGAGAGGCCCUGAUCAAUCAAAACUUUGGAAUGAACCACACUUACCUGCCAUGAUGCCACACUACUGGCCAGUGGACCACAGUGGUCUGGGCUUGGACCUGAAGACUUACUGUCCGUCUGGGCUUGGACCUGAACACUUACUGUCCGUCUGGGCUUGGACCUGAAGACUUACUGUCCGUCUGGGCUUGGACCUGAACACUUACUGUCCAUCUGGGCUUGGACCUGAACACUUACUGUCCGUCUGGGCUUGGACCUGAACACUUACUGUCCGUCUGGGCUUGGACCUGAAGACUUACUGUCCGUCUGGGCUUGGACCUGAACACUUACUGUCCAUCUGGGCUUGGACCUGAACACUUACUGUCCAUCUGGGCUUGGACCUGAACACUUACUGUCAGUCAAGGCUUGGACUCAAACUCCUAUUGUCAAUCUGGGCUUGGGCCUGAACUCCUACUGUCAGUCAAGGCUUGGACUCAAACUCCUACUGUCAGUCUGGGCUUGGACUCAAACUCCUACUGUCAGUCUGGGCUUGGGCCUGAACUCCUACUGUCAGUCAAGGCUUGGACUCAAACUCCUACUGUCAGUCUGGGCUUGGACUCAAACUCCUACUGUCCGUCUGGGCUUGGACUCAAACUCCCACUGUCUGGGCUUGGACCUGAUCUCCUACUGUCAGUCUGGGCUUGGACCUGAUCUCCUACUGUCAGUCUGGGCUUGGACCUGAUCUCCUACUGUCAGUCUGGGCUUGGACUCAAACUCCCACUGUCAGUCUGGGCUUGGACCUGAUCUCCUACUGUCAGUCUGGGCUUGGACCUGAUCUCCUACUGUCAGUCUGGGCUUGGACCUUAUCUCCUACUGUCAGUCUGGGCUUGGACUCAAACUCCCACUGUCAGUCUGGGCUUGGACUCAAACUCCCACUGUAAGUCUGGGCUUGGACCUGAUCUCCUACUGUCAGUCUGGGCUUGGACCUGGUCUCCUACUGUCAGUCUGGGCUUGGACCUGAUCUCCUACUGUCAGUCUGGGCUUGGACUCAAACUCCCACUGUCAGUCUGGGCUUGGACUCAAACUCCCACUGUCAGUCUGGGCUUGGACUCAAACUCCCACUGUCAGUCUGGGCUUGGACCUGAUCUCCUACUGUCAGUCUGGGCAGUCAGAGCUGUUCUGAUGCCAGUGAACCAUUCUGAACGAUAUCAAAACAUAUCAAUCUAAUGCCUAUCCCCCCAAAAAAGAUUUAAAUUAAAAUCAACUAGAUUUUUAAAGAAUUAAGAAGAUAUUUUGUUUUUGGUUAUGAUUGAAGUUAGAUAAUGAGUUGCAUUAGGACGGUUUUAGAAUGUUGAUUCUAGCUCGUCUCGGCCUGCGUUAUGUUUAAAACAGUGUCAUAGACUAUCGUGGACAGUUUUCAGUUCAGUUUUAGGAUCUUAUUAGGAUCUUAAUUAGGAUCAGCUUCAGUUUUAUCGCCCUAUAGACAUCUCUUGUUCUCGUGCCAUUUUUCUUUUUUCUUCUUUUUUUUACAUGAAUUUAGUGUCAACAGUCAACCGCCACCUUCAGUUCAGCUUGUCUGUUAUGGUGAUGUGUUGUUAUUGCAGGCUGCUUCCCGUCUGUAAUAGAAGAAGAGAAUGGUGAAGAAAGAGGAAGUAUUAGGAUUUUCUUUCUUUUUUGUGUAGUUUGAUUUCUGACUGUCUGAUGAUCUAUAUCACAUGGUGUGACGCUCUGUGAAACAUUAUUAUUUUAUUUUUUGUUGUUGCAACCUAUGGCUUGCAGAGAGAGAGAGAGGAGAGAGACAGAGAGAUAUAGUUCACAGAGAGAUGAUGGGAGACAGAGAGAGGAGGGAGACAGAGAUGUAGUUUACAGAGAGAGGAGACAGAGAGGAGACAGAGAGAGGGGGAGACAGAGAUGUAGUUUACAGAGAGAGGAGACAGAGAGAUAUAGUUCACAGAGAGAUGAUGGGAGACAGAGAGAGGAGGGAGACAGAGAUGUAGUUUACAGAGAGAGGAGACAGAGAGAGGGGGAGACAGCGAGAGGAGGGAGACAGAGAGAGGAGGGAGACAGAGAGAGGAGGGAGACAGAGAGAGGAGGGAGACAGAGAGAGGAGGGAGACAGAGAUGUAGUUUACUGAGAGAGGAGACGGAGAGAGGGGGAGACAGAGAGAGGAGGGAGACAGAGAGACAGAGAGAGGAGAGAGGAGGGAGACAGAGAGAGGAGGGAGACAGAGAGAGGAGGGAGACAGAGAGAGGAGGGAUCAUGGAGACAGAGAUACAGUUCACAGGGAUCAUGGCGACAGAGAGAUAUAGUUGACAGGGAUCAUGGAGACAGAGAGAUAUAGUUGACAGGGAUCAUGGAGACAGAGAGAUAUAGUUCACAGGGAUCAUGGAGUGUCAUUCAAGACAAAAACGAAUGGAGAGAAUCUUCUCCUCUCUUCUCUUCUUUCUCCUCUUUCCAGACUCCUUUAACUCCAUCCCUCCAUCCCCGGAGAAGAAAGAGCUCAAACAAAACAAAGGAAGAAGGACUAUAGGAGAUGGAUAAAAAGCCAAUCCACUGUCUUGGACACACAAUCGAGCCUUAAGCUAAGUGUUAUUGGAGGAGAGCCAUGUGUGGAGAAGCUAGUGCCACAUCUAUCCUGGAGUAGUACAACCGCCUUGGUCUUGGAUAAAUAGGCCUCGUGCUACUUUCUACAUUACUGCUUUUCUUUGGUUUCGCCCAACUGUUCUGUUUUAUGUUCCAUGAAAAAGGUUAACUAUAACCUGAGACAGAUUUUUGAGUUUUGAAGUCAAUCUGGGUUGGGUUUUGAAAUUGGUUGUGCCUGGAGCAAAACGAAAAGAGAGUGGGGUGGAGGGAUGACUGGAUGGAGGAUGAAGGGGGAGAGGUGGUGAACUCUGACUCUCCAAGUGCCUUGGAGCUCUCUCUCUAGGCCUGAUUGAACUGGCACCCUAUUCCCUAUGUAGCACACUAUCAGGCUCUGGUCACAAGUACUGCACUACUAUAGGGAAUAGGGCUCUGGUCUAUAGUAGUGCAUUAUAUAGGGAAUAGGGCUCUGGUCUAUAGUAGUGCACUAUAUAGUGAAUAGGGUUCUGGUCUAUAAUAGUGCAUUAUAUAGGGAAUAGGGCUCUGGUCACAAGUACUGCACUACUAUAGGGAAUAGGGCUCUGGUCUAUAGUAGUGCAUUAUAUAGGGAAUAGGGCUCUGGUCUAAAAUAGUGCACUAUAUAGGGAAUAUGGUUCUGGUCUAAAGUAGUGCACUAUAUAGGGCAUAGGGUUUGGGACUGAGCCAUAGUGUUACCUCUCCUGUCUGUGAGAGAGAACCACUCUCUCAAACCAACCACAUGGUUGUCACUAGUUACCACAGCCACAAAGUCAAAAUUGGCUAUAUCAUGAAAAGUAUUCAUUUAAGUUUAAAGUUGUGUAUGAGGUUGUCAUUGUGGUUAAGGUUAUGGCUAAGGUUUUAAAAUUGAAGUGAAUCAGAUCAUUUGUAUAAAUAUCAAUAAUAAUCAAUAAUGAUGACUUUGUGGCUGUGUUAACUAGACAGAUUACUGUUGGUAGACUUUGUACAGAAACAUGA